AUGACCCUCAUCAUGCAGCAUCCAAGAUGCUUCCCAAUCAACGAGGCCUGGUAUUUUUGGCCCAACGCAAGUUAUUAUAAUUUAGGUAAAAUUGCAGGCCUGUGCGAGGCUAAUGAAGUGGAGGAUGAAAUUAACUCAUGGGCUGAUAUUGCAUCAAGGGGUCUUAUCAAAAACAUUCUCCAACGUGAGUCCGUACCUCGAGAUACAAUAGUCAUACUCACAAAUGGACUCUAUUUUAAAGGAAUUUGGGACUAUCACUACAAGUUUAAUCCAUGGAUGACUAAAGAUAGAAAAUUCUAUCUUCUAAAUGGGGACAAUGUUUCAGUUCCUUUCAUGAGUAGUAUAAAAAACUACCAUUACGGAGCAUUUGAUGGAUUCAAGGUUCUUAAAAUACCAUAUCAAAGUUCCCAGCCCAACAACUUCUCUACGUAUUUUUUUCUCCCAGAUGAGCAAGAUGGGUUGCAAAAUCUUCUUGGAAAGUUCAAUUCCGAUUUCAGAUUUCUAAAUGAGGAGUACUUCAAGUUAACGAAAGAGACGCCUGACGAAUUUUGGAUUCCGAAAUUUAAUUUCUCGUACAAUCUUGAUGUUUCGAAGGUUAUGGAUGACAUGAGAAAAUCGUUGUCUAUAAUUGUGAGAGACUUGUCCGAGAUGGUGCAGAAUUCUGGGGAUGUUCCAUUCUUUCUCUUAAACAUAUUUCAAAAAGCUUAUAUUAAGAUAGAUGAAAAUGGGCACGGAGGCUAG
Messenger RNA from Rhododendron vialii, 741 nucleotides. RefSeq names its product serpin-ZX-like. The record is from RefSeq and is a predicted model, not a curated record. The transcript has 3 exons. Gene Ontology annotation, molecular function: serine-type endopeptidase inhibitor activity. Bases 1 to 741 code for a protein of 246 amino acids. Lineage: Eukaryota; Viridiplantae; Streptophyta; Magnoliopsida; Ericales; Ericaceae.